Messenger RNA from Pseudonaja textilis, 833 nucleotides. NCBI's taxonomy places the organism in Eukaryota, Metazoa, Chordata, Lepidosauria, Squamata, Elapidae. The record is from RefSeq and is a predicted model, not a curated record.
AAUAUCUGACAUCUCCUCCUCCUCUCCACCCAACAGUGACUACUCCAAGACCCUGAACAAUGGCCGACACCAGUAACAUCCAGUCGGCGGCUUCUAAGAGCAUCCGUCCCUUCCGGUCCAGCGAGGACUAUCUGUACGCCAUGAAGGAGGACCUGGCCGAGUGGCUGAACACCCUUUAUGACCUGGAUGUCCAGGUGGAGAACUUCAUGGGUGCCCUGGAGACGGGCUACGACCUCUGCCAGCACGCCAACAACGUCAACCGCAUUGCCUUGGAGUUCCAACAGUCGAACCCAGGAGCCGCUUCCCACAUGAGGAUCCCUCGGAAGGAGGUGGUCUUCCAAGCGAAGAACGUGGUCCCCGGCUCGUUCAUCGCGAGGGACAACAUCUCCAACUUCAUCCAGUGGUGCCGUCAGGAGCUUGGCAUCCAGGACGUGGUGAUGUUUGAAACGAACGACUUGGUGUUGAAGAAGAACGAGAAGAAUUUCGUCCUCUGUCUGCUGGAGGUGGCCAGGAAGGGCUCCAAGUUCGGGAUGUUGGCGCCCAUGCUCAUCCAGAUGGAGGAGGAGAUCGAGGAGGAGAUGAGGGACCACCAGGUGGCCUGCGGGGAGCUGAAGAAAGAGCAGGCGGUCCAAGAUUUGGCGCCCAAGUCUCCCGUGUACCUGAACAAAACGCAAAGGAUAGCCUUGUGCGACCUCAAGAACCUGGAUGAGCUGGUGAGUUCUUGCAUUCUGCUGGGCCUUUGGUUUUAUUUAUUUAUGAACAUAGUUGCGUCUUCCCGCUUUCUGUCAUGCCCCUGUUGGAGUCUGACUCUGGGGGAGUGUGGGAACAGCUGA